AGGCGGAUAGGUACAUGUUACUUAAUCGUCAUAGGCCUUAAUAAAACAAUUUUUUUUAAACAAUUAAAUCUCGACAUCUUAGACAAAUCCAUUAUUAAUCUUGCAUAGAUCAUUGUUUCACAUAUAAAGUUGAUACAAUGCAGAUGAUUCAGACAACGAAAUAUUUAUUAGUACAGCUAAAAAAAAGUUUAUAUUUGAAGCAAGGAAUGGUUCGCAUUCAUACAACUCUUUGUAAACAACAGCUAGUCCAACCUGUGACAGAACUUAUAGAAAUCUUUAUUGAUGAUAAACCAGUCCAAGUCCCUCCAGGAACAACAGUUCUAAAGGCAGCAGCUUUGGUAGGAGUUGAAAUACCUCGAUUUUGCUAUCACGAAAGACUUGCAGUCGCUGGAAAUUGUAGAAUGUGUCUUGUGGAAAUUGAGAAACAAGUGAAGCCCGUUGCUGCUUGUGCAAUGCCCGUAAUGAAAGGUUGGAGAGUAAAGACGAAUUCUGAUUUAACACGUAAGGCUCGAGAGGGAGUUAUGGAAUUUUUAUUAGUUAAUCAUCCGUUAGAUUGCCCUAUCUGUGACCAAGGAGGUGAAUGUGACUUGCAAGAUCAAAGUAUGACAUAUGGUAAUGACAGAAGUCGAUUCACAGAUAUUCAUCAUAGCGGUAAAAGAGCAGUUGAAGACAAAGAUAUUGGCCCACUUAUUAAAACUGUAAUGACACGUUGCAUACAUUGCACACGGUGUAUACGUUUUGCAUCUGAAAUCGCUGGCAUUGAUGACUUAGGGACAACUGGACGAGGUAACGAUAUGCAGGUGGGGACUUACGUAGAAAAACUAUUUAUGUCCGAAGUAUCUGGAAACAUUAUAGACUUAUGCCCUGUUGGUGCUUUAACAAGUAAACCCUAUGCUUUUGUUGCUCGUCCUUGGGAAAAUCAUCGCACUGAUAGUAUUGAUGUACAUGAUGCUGUGGGCAGUAACAUCGUUGUAUCUCAUCGGACUGGAGAAGUUUUAAGAAUUCUUCCUAGAGUUAAUGAGGAAAUAAAUGAAGAAUGGAUCACUGAUAAAGUUCGUUUUUCUUACGAUGGACUUAAAAGACAAAGGUUGAUAACGCCUAUGCUGAAGCUUAAUGAAAAAUUUCAUGCUAUAGAUUGGGAGGAAGCUCUUAUUGCCGUGGCAAGAUCCUUACAAAAUCUGCAGCCUAAUAAAUGUGCUGCUGUUGCUGGUAAAAUGACAGAUGCAGAAACAUUAAUCGCUAUGAAAGAUUUACUGAACAGUUUUGGAAGUGAUCUCUUGGCAACAGAACAACAAUUUCCAGUAUUUGGUGCAGGAAUAGAUUUUCGGAUAAAUUAUCUUUUAAACACAAAAAUUAAAAAUAUUAAUGAAGCUGAUGUCAUUCUACUUAUUGGUUGCAAUCCAAGGUAUGAAGCGCCAAUAAUUAAUAUUCACAUUAGAAAAGGAUAUUUGCAGAACGAACAAACAGUUGGAAUAAUUGGACCUAAUUUAGAUCUUACUUAUGGAUAUGAGUAUUUAGGGAACUCUCCUGAUAUAAUUACACAACUUAAAUCUGGCACACAUGAAUUUCUGGACUAUCUAGUAAAUGCUAAAAAACCGAUGAUUAUUCUUGGAGCUGAACAACUGACUCGUAAAGAUGGAAAUGUUAUUCUUGCGGAAACAUUGUCUUUGUGUCAAUUAAUUGAAGAUCGCUCAAAGAUGCCAAAAACUUGGAAGGUAAUGAAUAUUCUACAUACCAAUGCAUCACAAGUUAGUGCCUUAGAUAUUGGUUAUGCAUCAUCAUUAGAGGAUGUUAAGAAAAAUGAACCUAGCGUUGUUUUUCUUCUUGGAGCUGAUGAAACAUUUCUGAAAAAAGGAGAUUUUCCGAACUCCUUCAUAGUUUACAUAGGAAGUCAUGGAGAUAAUGGAGCAGCAUUAGCUGAUAUAGUUUUACCAGGUGCUGCUUAUACAGAAAAGUCUGGAACUUAUAUUAAUACAGAAGGUAGAGCUCAACAAACGAAUGCUGCAGUAACUCCUCCAGGAAUGGCACGCCCGGAUUGGAAAAUCAUUCGAGCACUUUCUGAGAUCGCUGGAAAUCGUUUGCCAUAUAAUAAUUUGAAUGAAAUAAGAAAUCGCUUAGGAGAAAUAGCUCCACAUUUGGUUAAAUAUGGAUGCCUAGAAUCUUCAUGUUUUUCUUUCCAAUUAUACAAUGCAUCAGAAGUUACUCAACAGUCAAUUUCAUCAGAACCGUUGGUAGUCAAGCAGAAAAGUCUAGAUAAAUUCUACAUAACGGAUGUCAUAUCGAGAGCAUCUCCAACAAUGGCUAAAUGUGUGCAAGCUGUAUUAAACAAAAAUAAGAAGUAGCUUUGUUUAUUAAGAAUUUUGUAAAUAUGCACCAAAUAAUCUUGGUUAAGUUUUCUUCGUGUUAAGUUUUUGUUUAACAUUUGAUUUGUAUAAUUUAAAGUAUUACUCAUUACUAGACAACUUGUUUGUAUCAAAUUAUCAUUUUAAAAUUAAAGUAGUCCAAUAAUUUUUACCUAAUUAACAUUUUUACAAUAUUCAAAGGAACUUCUACAAUUUCUGGAAAACCGUACAUGGCUUACCAUUUAAGAAUUCUCAACUACAUCAUAUAAAUAUUUGAAGUUGUAUUAAGCUUUAACAUACUGACAGUGCAACGACUUAUCUCUCAGCCUACACACCAAAUUGAAAUGUAAUUCACAUUAAUAAUUUUUUUUCUUGAUAAACAUCAAAA
Molecule: messenger RNA, 2730 nt
Organism: Copidosoma floridanum
Lineage: Eukaryota; Metazoa; Arthropoda; Insecta; Hymenoptera; Encyrtidae
Gene: ND-75
Product: NADH dehydrogenase (ubiquinone) 75 kDa subunit
Biological process (GO): ATP synthesis coupled electron transport
Cellular component (GO): membrane
Molecular function (GO): NADH dehydrogenase (ubiquinone) activity; iron-sulfur cluster binding
Source: RefSeq, a predicted model, not a curated record